AUGGCGUGCAUAAGCGCCAUUUUCAUCAUCGACAUGAAGGGGAAAGUAAUCAUCAACAGGAACUACCGCGGCGAAGUGAACCUAAACCUGACGGAGGUAUUUUACAAUUGCGUAAUCGAUCAGGAAGACAACCUGAUAAAGCCCAUAUUCCACGUGAACGGGCUGACCUACUGCUGGGUGGCCUAUAACAAUAUAUACAUCCUGGCGGUAACGAGAAAAAACAGCAAUGCCACGUUGAUCAUCACAUUUUUAUACAAAUUAAUCCACGUGUUGAAGGACUACUUUAAGGUGCUGGAGGAGGAAAGCAUUAAGGACAACUUCGUAAUUACGUAUGAGCUACUCGACGAAAUGAUUGACAAUGGGUUCCCCCAGUUAAGUGAAGUGAAAAUUUUGAGAGAGUACAUAAAAAAUAAAGCUCACCAGUUAACAGUGAAAAAUAUAAAAAUUCCGUCAGCCAUUACCAAUUCGGUAUCUUGGAGGAAUGAAGGCAUAAAAUAUAAGAAGAACGAAAUAUUUUUGGACGUCAUUGAAAGCUUAAACAUUAUAAUCUCGUCCAAUGGUACCGUUUUGAGGAGUGAAAUUCUGGGGUGCCUAAAAAUGAAGUCAUACCUAUCUGGUAUGCCAGAAUUAAAGCUAGGGUUAAAUGAUAAACUUUUGUUUAAUAAAAAUGUGAGCAAUUUUAACAGUACAAGUGGUGGCGGUACGGGCAAUGCGGGAAGUGGAGGUACCAAUUCGAAUACAUCUAACCUUGCCAAUGUAAAUACACAGACGAAUAGAACCAAAUUGGUAGAAUUAGAGGACAUGAAAUUUCAUCAAUGUGUUCGUCUCUCUAAAUUUGAAAAUGAUCGAACCAUUUCUUUUAUCCCUCCAGAUGGAAUUUUCAAUUUGAUGACAUAUCGUUUGAGUACCCAUGUGAAACCCCUCUUCUGGUUAGACAUUAACAUUUCCAAAAAGUCUCUCACCAAAAUAGAGUAUGUAGUCAAAGCUAAAGCUCAAUUCAAAAAUAAAAGCAUUGCAAAUAAUGUGGAGUUUCAUUUGCCCGUCCCUGCUGAUGUAGAUUCUCCUCAUUUUCAAACCUACAUAGGAAGUGUAAAAUAUUAUCCCGAUAAGGAUAUCCUCAUAUGGAAAAUAAAACAAUUUCAGGGCCAAAAGGAAUACAUUAUGAAUGCCCAGUUUGGCUUACCUUCCAUCGUGUCCAAUGAGAAUAAGGAUGUUUAUUACAAGAGGCCUGUAAAUGUGAAGUUCGAAAUACCCUACUUCACCGUUUCGGGCAUCACCGUGCGGUACCUGAAGAUUAUUGAAAAGAGCGGCUACCAGGCUUUGCCCUGGGUCAGGUACAUCACGCAGAACGGCGACUACCAGGUUAGGAUUUCCUGACGCGCCCUUGGGGGAGAAUUCGGAACAGCGGCGGGGAUUUUGCGAAGGUGUUUGCUUCCCCACGUUGCUUCUACUUUGUGCUUCUACUUUUGCCUCUACUUUAUGCUUCCCCUUUUGCGCAAUUGGGAGGGUGGGUGACCCGUCGUAACCAGCGCAGGUGAGUAUACCUUGCGCCGUGCCGGACUCCCCCCGCUGCUUUAUCAAUCGUGAUUGCUACCCCUUUGGAUGGCGCGAAAAUGUCUGGGCUAAAAGGGACGCGGCGGGGGGAACAUCCACACAAGUGCGUAACGCCAUGUGUAACUCCGCAUUGCAUUUCCGCGCAGUGCCUUUUUUGUAAGUUCCCCAUGCCCACAUACCAUGUGUGUAUGUGCGCGCAGCCGUAACAGUUUCACCACGUGGAGGGGGCACAUUCGGCCAAAUAGCAGGAACGUAUAUAUGUACAUAUAUAUAUGCAUAUUUUAUUUUUUUCUUCCUUUUGCACACACUACCCCCCUUUAAUUCUCCCACCCGCAACAUAGAAUUAAAUUUUUCCAGUGAUCAAAUCUGCUUGUUGUUUCGUUUAUUGCUACCCA
Molecule: messenger RNA, 1949 nt
Organism: Plasmodium vivax (malaria parasite P. vivax)
Lineage: Eukaryota; Apicomplexa; Aconoidasida; Haemosporida; Plasmodiidae
Product: adaptor-related protein complex 1, mu 1 subunit, putative
Exons: 1
Coding region: 1-1377 (458 amino acids)
Biological process (GO): vesicle-mediated transport; intracellular protein transport
Cellular component (GO): clathrin adaptor complex; cytoplasmic vesicle
Source: RefSeq, a predicted model, not a curated record